This is a messenger RNA of Armigeres subalbatus, 2406 nucleotides long. It is a transcript of the gene dnt, whose product is annotated as tyrosine-protein kinase Dnt. Gene Ontology annotation, biological process: axonogenesis; positive regulation of kinase activity; multicellular organism development. The record is from RefSeq and is a predicted model, not a curated record. The transcript has 6 exons. The coding region runs from base 691 to 2328 and encodes 545 amino acids. Gene Ontology annotation, molecular function: protein kinase activity; ATP binding. Gene Ontology annotation, cellular component: signaling receptor complex; plasma membrane. NCBI's taxonomy places the organism in Eukaryota, Metazoa, Arthropoda, Insecta, Diptera, Culicidae.
UCUUCUAGUGAACGCCGUUCGGUUUGGAUGUGAUUUCGUCUCUCGACCUGCCAUCUUUUUUUUUCGGUUGACCCCCUGUCGCGUCUCGCGGAAUAGUGCUUCUGACUGCUAUGGAUAAUUGUGAUUGGAAAUUCGUCUAUUGAUUGAUUGCCAGUGACGGAGCUUGAUGUACGUGUUCAUUGUGGAGAUAAUCAUACCGCAAGAUUGUUGAUUAUGCUGAUUCUGGGGUGCAUUUGGAGUGAAUUUUGAGAUAAAUCGAAGCAAAUGUUUAUGUUUUUGCCUGCUCGCAGCAGCCUUUGAAUGUGUAUGAAAGAGAAGCAAGUGAUUGGGAAAAGGUACAACGAACGUGCGGUGGAAAGAGAUCAGUGAAUAACGAACCCGGAUCGGCAGGUUCGUUUCGUGUUGUGCUGCAAGAAGUGUCAAAUCUGCUUCGAGCCAACUUGUUUGGAUGCGAUGAUUUUUUUACUGGCAGAGGCCGGUGUUUAUAUUUUGAUCAUGAAUGUUUGAUAACACGGUGUUCGGCUCCCUAGAAAAAAGGGGAUUGCUAUCAGUUGAGCAAAAAUCAGCUGACAUCUUAUGUAGUGAAAAGUGUGAAUGAAAAAAAUAUUGAAUCGUACGGAAGUGAGGCAAAAAGAAAAGAGUUGAACCAGACCAGUGUAGGAAAAGUAAUUCUCGAAGCAGCCUGUCAAAAUGACGAAUUUAUGUGUUUACAUUGGAUUAUUCCUGGUGCUGGCGGCCGGCGGCAGUGCACAUCUGAAUCUAUAUCUGAACCAGCUCGAAGUCAUGCGAUUACUAGGACUUUCGGCUGAAUUAUACUACGUGCGAGAAGGCCAAGUCAACGAGUAUGCCCUUCACUUUACAGUGCCGGUACCAGCGAACGUGCAGGAUAUCUCCUUCACAUGGCAAAGUCUCGCCGGAAAACCACUACCCUAUAAGAUAAGCAUAGUUACGUCGGACCCUGCGGUCCUACCGAAACCCUCGAUGAACAUCUCCCGGGUUGGUGAAAUCCCUACGCAGAUCGAAACAUUUGCGAUCGCACUCAAAUGCGCCGGCCCAGACCCGGCUGAAGUAGAAGUCACGAUAACCAUCGAAGUUACGCUCAACCGAGUCACCGGAAACGCUACGGAGUUGGUCUUCCGAAGAAAAAAGAUCUGCCUCAAUAACGAACACCCGGACGCCAAUCAACCGGAUCCGUACCUGCUGGAAACAGUUACUCACACCCAAAGCGGCCUAAUCACACUGAUUGUGGGUGGAGUUCUAGCGAUUAUUCUUGUAUUAGUGCUGAUCUUCAUAGCGUACUGCACACGAGGCUCCCUUAAAAGGAAACCUCACCACGCGCAACCCAUCAGAACAUCCAGCUUUCAGCGACUUCAAACUCAUCCCCCUUCUGCUCCGUCCUCGAUCGUAUCCCCGCCCUCAAUUACCCCCACGAUCGCCACUCUAUCGCGCAACAAAAUCUACGCCAAUGCCGAACCGGAAGAGCUGCAGCGCCGCAUAUCCGAAUUGACUGUCCAACGAUGCCGCGUUCGACUGUCCUCUCUCCUGCAGGAGGGCACUUUUGGACGAGUCUACCGCGGUUCCUACAAUGACAGUCAGGAAGUUCUAGUCAAAACCGUCGGCCAACACGCGUCGCAAAUUCAAGUCUCGCUACUUCUUCAGGAAGGAAUGAGUCUUUACGGGGCUCAGCAUCCGGGAAUCCUCUCCGUGCUCGGUGUGUCCAUCGAAGAUCACACAGCUCCCUUUUUGCUCUAUCUGGCGCCAGAUAAUAUGCGAAACCUGAAAAUAUUUCUACAGGAACCGGUGGCACGGACUAUGACCACAAUCCAAAUCGUCAAAAUACAGUUGCAACUUGCACAGGCACUGGGGCAUCUACACAGUCACGGAGUGAUCCACAAGGACAUUGCUGCUCGUAAUUGCGUAAUCGACGACCAGCUGCGAGUAAAGCUGGCAGAUAACUCCCUGUCGCGGGAUCUCUUUCCCGGAGAUUACUACUGCCUGGGAGACAGCGAAAAUCGGCCCAUCAAGUGGCUAGCCCUGGAAGCCAUCCAGUACAAGCAGUUCAGCGAAGCGUCGGACACGUGGGCUUUCGGGGUGCUGAUGUGGGAACUGUGCACGCUAGCGCGGCAGCCGUAUGCUGAGGUUGAUCCUUUCGAGAUGGAGCACUAUCUGCGAGAUGGCUACCGAUUAUCGCAACCCAUUAACUGUCCUGAUGAACUAUUUGCCAUCAUGGCCUACUGCUGGACGAUGCUCCCGAUGGAACGACCUUCCUUCGAGCAGCUCCAGGUCUGCCUACAGGACUUCUACGCCCAGAUCACGCGGUAUGUCUAGGGUCUACCGAACGCCGCGAACGGUGCGGUAGUUCCUAUGGCCGUCAAUGGCCAACCACGUGAUUCCAAACCACUAAAG